This is a messenger RNA of Trichomonas vaginalis G3, 681 nucleotides long. RefSeq names its product protein of unknown function, DUF4106 family. The record is from RefSeq and is a predicted model, not a curated record. The annotation marks the transcript as partial. The transcript has a single exon. Lineage: Eukaryota; Parabasalia; Trichomonadida; Trichomonadidae.
CAUUUAUCUCAAAGAACUACACAGAACCAUAGAGAUGGUAUAUUUGGUGAAGAGUUUAGAAAGAAAGUUAGGGAGAGAGAAGGAAGAGAACCUAUUGUACAUGACCUUGCAAACGAAAGUUUACAAAAUGUCAUAAAAACUUACUUUGCAGACAAUGAACCGAGAAGGGAUGAAUAUUUAAGAAAACUCAAAUGGACAGUACCAAAUGAAAUGUUAGUAUUGAAAAACAUGUUCCUUGACAAAAUAAAACCAACUACAGAAAUAAACGACGCAAGACUGAAAGAUUGGGUAAAAGCUUUCCCAUUCACAAAAGAUAUAGUUGGUAACAUGGAAAGAAAACCAGAAUGGCUACAAAAACAUAUAUUUGGAAACGAGCAUAUUCCAUAUGGACAGGCACUGUUUGAAGAGCUUGAACCGGAAACUCAGGAAAGAGUCAUGCAAACAAUACGCGAAGACUCAAAUACAGACUAUGACAAACUCUUUCUAGGAUAUAGGUUACCUGAGAUGGGCGACCAGAGCCAAAAGGCAAAAAGGACAUGGGAAAUUUGCAACAUACUAGAUGAACAUAAUGCAAAGAUGCAACAACUUCAAGCAGAGGGCAAUGAAGGAAAAAGAAGAGUUAAAAACUCAGUCAGGAAGAAAGUAAAGCUUGGUCCACGUGGGUUCUAUUAUGACAUAUAA